AUGGGGGAUCGAGAAAAGUUGACACAACUUCCAACCCUCCCGACUGAAAUUAUCCCCGAAAUUCUAGCCUGGCUUGAAGUAAAGCCCCUGUGCCGAUUCAGGUGCGUGUCGAAGUCCUGGAAUUCUCUGAUUUCUGAACCCGGUUUUGUGAAAUUGCACUCUAGCAAAGCCAUUGAGCAUGAGCAGGUGCUUCGCCAAAGACACAGAGUCAUGGCCACUGGUGAACGCGGUAAAGUUUACAUAUUUGACCUCAAUGAGCUUUUCGAUCAAGUUGAUCUAGAUAAUCCUGAGGGUCAGGUAGUAGUCUCUGAGUCUGAGUCGGAUAGCAUAGGUGAUAGUCUUAAUGACAGUGAUUCAUUAGGCACCGAGUCUGAGUCGGAUGACCAGCUGGAUGAUGAUUCUUAUGAUAGUGAUGAUGACAUGCAUUCCUGCUUGCCGUUUUACUCCAAUGGCUUGGUGCUGAAGUACUUGUCAAAUUAUGAUAAGUUUAAGUUAUAUAAUCCUGCAACUAGGGAAUCGAAGGUACUCUCAAAACCAAAUUCAAAGUUUCUAUGGCAGAAUGUAAAUCAACAUAAGCUAUAUGGCUUUGGAUUUGAUUCCUCCUGCCUAGAUUACAAGAUGGUUUGUGGGGAGUACUACCGAUAUGAACUUUGGUUCAGUGUAUAUUCGUUGAAAACCGGUUCUUGGAGAGUCAUUCCAAGGGGAUAUGACUAUGGGGCUUUAGAUUUAAAAUCUAAUAUGGAGGGGAUAGUAGUAAAUGGAAAUAUUCAUUGGUUGGUUCGUACAAAAGACAGUGCAUCGUCCAUGGUUCUGGUGUCUUUUCUUGUUGCAGAGGAAAUGGUUCGGACUAUUCCGCUGCCGCCUGGUUUCAAUUCUGAAGGUGGUGAUUAUUAUCUGACUGUCUUUAGGGAAUGUCUAUGUGUGGCAGUGAAGGGGGGUCCAGAGUAUUGGAUCAUGAACGAAUAUGGAGUGAGAGAAUCUUGGACUCAACAAAGAAUGUCCGUCCCUAGUUCCCGAUGGUUACAUUUAGGUUUCAGGAAAAACAAUCAUGAACUGGUGUACUUCGAUGACCGUCAGCGUUUGGUUAUGUACAAUUUUAAUGAAGAUCGCUUUUGCAAUCUACCCUUUUGUGAUCGUCCCGGAAUUAAGUUUGCUGCGAUCUAUGUGGAGACCAUUUUUUCACUCAAGUGCUAUCGCGGCUUUGAUUGA
Rosa rugosa (rugosa rose) is the source of this 1209-nucleotide messenger RNA. RefSeq names its product F-box/kelch-repeat protein At3g06240-like. The record is from RefSeq and is a predicted model, not a curated record. Bases 1 to 1209 code for a protein of 402 amino acids. NCBI's taxonomy places the organism in Eukaryota, Viridiplantae, Streptophyta, Magnoliopsida, Rosales, Rosaceae. The transcript has a single exon. Gene Ontology annotation, molecular function: protein binding.